Molecule: messenger RNA, 4286 nt
Organism: Pan troglodytes (chimpanzee)
Lineage: Eukaryota; Metazoa; Chordata; Mammalia; Primates; Hominidae
Gene: SLC35F1
Product: solute carrier family 35 member F1
Exons: 9
Coding region: 520-1746 (408 amino acids)
Biological process (GO): transmembrane transport
Cellular component (GO): membrane
Molecular function (GO): transmembrane transporter activity
Source: RefSeq, a predicted model, not a curated record
CGCGGCGCCCCCGCCCGGCUCUCCGGGUUCACUCUCGGUCUCUCACUCCGUGAGACACAGACGGUAGCUUUCCGACCGAGCGGGGCACAGGCUGAGGCGGCGCCAGCACAACUGCCGCCGCGCGCCCCGAGGAGACCCGGGCACGAGGAAACAAGGCGAAGCCAGGACUCCUUCCCCGGAACCGACCGGCAGCUCCGCGCCCCCGCGCGACACCCUUCGCAGCCACUUCGCGGGGCGGGCCAGGACUUGGGGACGCGGCUCGGGAAGAGCCGGGGCGGGCGGCGGCGGCGGCGGCACGGGCGCGAGGGUGCGCGCACUGGGACUGGAGAGGAGUCAGUGGCGGGCUGGGCGGCGGCGGCCGUAGCCGCGGGUGCCUCCCCGCCUCACCGCUUCGCAGGCAGCACCGCCUCCCGGGCCGCGGCCGCCCGGCCGGGUCCUCUGCGCGUUCCCGGGCCGGGAGCCGGCACACGAUGCGCCCGGCUGCGUUCUGAUCGCCGCCGCGCCUCAGCCUCUGCCGCGAUGAUCCCCCCUGAGCAGCCGCAGCAGCAGCUGCAGCCGCCGUCGCCAGCCCCGCCGAACCAUGUGGUGACCACCAUCGAGAACCUGCCGGCCGAGGGCAGCGGCGGCGGCGGGAGCCUGUCCGCCUCCUCCCGGGCUGGCGUGCGCCAGAGGAUCCGCAAAGUGCUGAACAGGGAGAUGUUAAUCUCUGUGGCCCUGGGCCAGGUGUUAUCCCUCCUUAUUUGUGGAAUUGGCUUGACUAGCAAGUAUCUGUCAGAAGAUUUCCACGCCAACACACCAGUCUUCCAGAGUUUCCUCAAUUACAUUCUUCUCUUCUUGGUCUAUACCACCACACUAGCCGUCAGACAAGGAGAAGAAAACCUCCUGGCAAUUUUACGACGAAGAUGGUGGAAGUACAUGAUUUUGGGACUCAUAGACCUGGAAGCAAAUUAUCUGGUGGUCAAGGCUUACCAAUACACAACUCUGACCAGUAUCCAGCUCCUGGACUGUUUUGUGAUCCCAGUCGUGAUUUUGCUCUCCUGGUUCUUCCUGCUGAUCCGGUACAAGGCUGUGCAUUUCAUCGGCAUCGUUGUCUGCAUCCUGGGAAUGGGCUGCAUGGUGGGAGCAGAUGUGCUUGUGGGAAGACAUCAGGGAGCAGGGGAAAAUAAGCUGGUAGGGGACCUUCUGGUCUUAGGAGGAGCCACACUCUAUGGUAUUUCUAACGUCUGGGAAGAAUACAUCAUCCGAACUCUGAGCCGAGUGGAAUUCCUGGGAAUGAUUGGUCUCUUUGGAGCAUUUUUCAGUGGAAUUCAAUUAGCUAUAAUGGAGCAUAAGGAACUGUUGAAGGUGCCCUGGGACUGGCAAAUAGGACUGCUCUACGUUGGCUUUAGUGCCUGCAUGUUUGGUCUCUACAGCUUUAUGCCAGUCGUCAUAAAGAAAACCAGUGCCACUUCAGUCAACCUCUCCCUGCUCACAGCAGACUUGUACAGCCUGUUCUGUGGAUUGUUUCUCUUCCACUACAAGUUUUCAGGACUUUAUCUCCUGUCUUUCUUCACCAUCCUCAUUGGGCUGGUGCUCUACUCCUCCACCUCCACCUACAUAGCCCAGGACCCCCGAGUGUAUAAGCAGUUCCGCAAUCCUUCAGGACCUGUUGUGGACUUACCGACCACAGCUCAGGUGGAACCCUCAGUCACCUACACCAGCCUGGGCCAGGAGACCGAAGAGGAGCCUCAUGUUCGUGUGGCCUAGGAUUUCCUUAGUGAUAAUAUGGAAAUUAAUCAAGGCACUGGAAAAAGCCAUGGUCCUCUGCCCUUUUAAUUCUGUGACACCUUUUUAAAAAUACACCAGCAUGGAAAUUACCUUUAUUGUGGAAAAUCAUUGGUUGUGCCACCUCCUAACAAAGUCAAGGUGCUGAUGUGGAGCAGUCUUUGAAAAUGGCUUAAAUGAUCUGGCCACUUUGCAGUGGUAACAAUGUCAUCAUUGAAAAAGUCUGGCAUUUUGGUCAUAUUUGGCAUCCAUUCAAUAACAGAUAUAUUGACACGACAUUCUUUUUCUUUUUUCUGUUUUUUUGAGAUGGAGUCUCACUCUGUCGCCCAGGCUGGAGUGCGGUGGCACGAUCUCAGCUCACUGCAACCUCCGCCUCCGGGAUUCACACCAUUCUCCUGCCUCAGCCUCCCGAGUAGCUGGGACUACAGGCACCUGCCACAACGCCCAGCUAAUUUUUUGUAUUUUUAGUAGACACAGGGUUUCACCGUGUUAGCCAGGAUGGUCUCGAUCUCCUGACCUCGUGAUCUGCCCACCUCGGCCUCCCGAAGUGCUGGGAUUACAGGCGUGAGCCACUGCGCCCGGCCGACACGACAUUCUUAUGGACCCAGAGAAUACUGCAGGAUCCUGAUAAGACCUUGAGUGAUAUGUCACUAGUCUAAUCUGUUGCCCUUAAAAUAGCCCUUUUUUCAAACACAGGAAAUUAAGAAACACCACAGACCUCUAUUAUUUAGAAUAGAUUCUAUGUGUCAGUAUGUGAUGUACUCUUUUAGUUUGACUGACUUCAAUACCAUUCAAAAAGAUCCUCAAUGGAGUUACAGGGUUUAUAGGGGAAAAAUACAUGUUUAUGAGACAUUGGGCAAUUCAAAUCAACAUGUGUUACAUAAGCAAGCAAAGCAAAACACCAGUGGGGUCUCUGGAAAGUAAAAGGACAGACUACAGUAGAAGGACUGAUCCCAGAGUGCCUGUACAAGGCCUAAAUCUGGCAGGCAAAAGCAUCCCACACUGUCUGUCAGCACCCACAUGGCCUUUUUGCCUGCCUUCUAUAACGGGUAAGUGGACCUACCCUUGGAGAUAGAGAAGAAAAAUUAUCUUCUCUGAUAUUCGGAUGUAAUGGUCAUCUCAGUUCAGCCCCCUAGGAAACAUGUUUUAUUUUCCAUGGGGAAAAUAUCAGCGUUAAAGCUCUAUCAAAUCAAAACAACUUUGCCAACAUCUUCUCUCUGCUACCUUUUAAACCAAUUAAAUACCUUUCUCUGAAUAUUUUGUCCAUUCAGAUCCGAAGACCUUUAAAGACUGUGGUUUUAUUUUUGUGUUUACAUUCCUUUGGUUUGAAUAAUUUGCUUGAUUUAUUGCAUUUUUAGUAUUUAUUUUAAGCCAGAUGUUUUCGUCUUUGAUUCAUUUUUAUGACAUUAAUUUGUAGACACUUAGUAAAGUCUUAUGAGAAGCAAGUGGAUGAAAUUAUCUCCAAGUCCACUCAGUAGACUGGAGUUUUUUAAAAAUAUAAAUUUCCAAAAAGUUUGCAAUCAACAGAUGGCUAAAGGUUGCCAUCUGAAUUAUUUUAUAGGAUAUUUUAAUUGACUCCAUUGUAUGGAAACCAAGUGUGAAUGUUAAGAUGAAUUUGCCGUAUACCCUUUAUCAUUCAGUGUCCUUGUACUCAGACUUUCAUGUCCCUGGGUGACCUCAAUGUGUUGGUUUGUCUCCAUUUAGAAAGGUUUAUAAUAUAUUGAAUUGUUCAAGAUCAGGAGUUCCAGACUGACCCUCCAGGAAAAAAAAAAUUGCAAAGAACAAAUUCUUUUUCUGUGUAAAAAACACUGAUCCUUUGGGAAUGGGGCGGGAAAUGGGAGUAGGACAACAUUAACUUUAGCUGUUUUAGUUUCUGAGAUUUCAUAACCUCAGUAGACACCAGCAAAAUUUUCAGUUUUUAAGUCCACCACCAAUCUCUCCUCAAUGAAUAAGACUUUAGCAAUUUGUAUAGAAUUUGAUCAGGUAAGAGCAAACCACAAUUCUCCUAAACCCUGCUAGAGAUUAAGUGGUGGUUCUCACUUCCUCAAUGAAAACUUGCACUGGGGACAGCGCUUGCCUUGGUCAGACCUUCCCACAUCUACAUACUCUCAAAUACAUGACCAGGUGAUCAAGCAAUGGAAAAAUUUGCACCACCGUGUCCCAUGAAAUUGUUUCAAUGUUUAGUUUAGAUAUUGCUAACUUGUGCUAUUAACCUUUUGACAAGCGUGUAGUAUUGUUUGUUUUGGGUUUCUUUUUGAUUUAUAACUAUUUAGUAGUCCCCAGCUAGCUACCAGUACAGAUUUUACCCCAUGGGUAGGAUUCUAUUGUUAAGCCACAUAACAAAGCACACUAAUUCUGACAACACUGCAAAUGGAAAAUACGAACCAAAAAAAAGUUACACCGAUAAGUUCAACAAACUGUCCAUUUUUGAUAUUUGCAUGCUCCCCUAAGGACUGGCUGUGGCAAUGUAAUGCCUGUAUAAUGUUUUCAAAUAAAAAUAAAUGCUUUAUGAAAGCACCGAA